AUGUCAAACUUAGUUUCAAAAAUCGAAGCUCUUUUUUUGAAAGGUUCUCUUGACGCUAUAUGUUCCGCUACUGUCAUUUAUCUAACAAGAAAAGGAACAGCUUUACAACCAUUACUUCUCGUUAAAGACUUAGCGGAGCGUGCAGUGAAUUCCUCAUUAACAAAAAUAACUGAUUUCGAUCGAAGAAUGAGAGUGUUGGAAGUUUUACCACAGCAAAUGCUACAGAGUUUGUUUUAUAUACUGCUGGUUAGGGACGCCAGCCCGGAAGAGCGAUGUUGUCAGGAAAAUUUCCUCACGAUGUCGAAGGUUUCUGCUACCCCUAACUGUGUGCAGUUCUAUAGUGGAAAACAAAAAUACUCUAUUAUGGAAGUUGGAUAUAAAAGUGUCGUGAGGUUGGACGCAGUAAAAGGACUGAAGACGGAGCAGGAGCCUAACCUCGACCGUACAAGAGAAGAGAUAGAACGGAAUAUAAGAACCUUAAAAUCGAAGCUAGGCUCGCCGAUGACCGAUGCAGACAUAUCCCUCUACAAUGCCCGCAAAACCAAUCUACGAAGCAUCAAUCUUUCCGAACUUUCGUGGCGUGAUCCAGAGGCAAAUAUGAUUAUUUCCGACGAUUCAACAUUAGUAAAAAAUUUAAGGACGAGACAGAAGCAACUUUUUUUAGAGCCCUUACCGGAUGUGCUCAUGAACAUUGUACAUAACAAAGAAUGGAAAGAGGAGGAUGUUAAAUUGUUAGAACGAACAAAUCGUAUAUUAAGCGUUCUGGAGGGAGUAUGGAACAAUCCAGCAUUCGCAACUAGCGAAAUGCGUAGUUCUCAAAGUGAAGGAACUUAUAUCACAGACAUCGUUGUAACUUUGCUUCGGGCCGGUUUGGAUGAUCUCCCAAAUGGUAGUAUUGAAAAGAGUUCACACUCUUCCAGAGUGCCGAUAGGGAAAAAACCCGAUGUUAUGGUGAUGGAAAAAUGUGGAGGUAAGAUUUUUGAACUUGCUCGUGUGGAAUCUUCACGGGUCGUUUGCACUAAUUCAAAAAAAGAGGAUGAUUCUAUAAAAUUGUGGAGGGAAACCCUAGAUGGAAUAAGUCUUGUCGGUAUUACUUGUAGACCAAAAAGUAAUCAAUUCGGUAUUGUUGGAAUUCAAGUGGUGGCUGGUGAGGAUUUAUGUCUAAACGUUUUAGUGAGAGAUGCAAACGGGAUACCAAGAUAUUUCCAUCUUAUCCAAGCUCAAAUACCUUUUACAAAAAGUACUUCAUGGCGUGUGAAGCCUCUUAUUCACCUAUUACUGACUUUGAGAAAUAUUACAAUUGUAAACAAAAGCUUACUAAUGCAGGCAUUAAAGCAAGCUAAUACACGUCCACCCCGAAAUGCUAAUCCGAGUCCCACAGUUUCUUCACCAUUAUACGAUUAA
This is a messenger RNA of Ambispora gerdemannii, 1404 nucleotides long. The record is from the annotation of a GenBank genome assembly. Lineage: Eukaryota; Fungi; Glomeromycota; Glomeromycetes; Archaeosporales; Ambisporaceae.